Molecule: messenger RNA, 1141 nt
Organism: Drosophila biarmipes
Lineage: Eukaryota; Metazoa; Arthropoda; Insecta; Diptera; Drosophilidae
Gene: AANATL7
Product: arylalkylamine N-acetyltransferase 1
Exons: 2
Coding region: 99-1049 (316 amino acids)
Molecular function (GO): N-acetyltransferase activity
Source: RefSeq, a predicted model, not a curated record
UCCUGACAUUUCCAUAUUUAUGAUUCUUCUUUUUUUAAUGUAAAAUCUUAGUAAUCAUCUUAUUCACAAUUCAUUUUAUAAAGUUUAAAACUGUCAUUAUGACAAAAGCGAUACCAACUUUUCAAUAUAUUGUUCCUGCCUCUCAGCCCACGCCUGGAAAGCAUUUGCAAAAAACGUUUACCAGAGGACUGGCCCCCUUUGCAUUUAAUGGGGCACGUCCUAGUCGUUGGGGAAGUCGAAAUCUGUAUACGAGUGCGAGUACGGGCGUACAUUGUGAGCCGUAUAUAGCCUCACAAGGACGGAAUCAACAGUUGAACUUGGUCCACACCCGCAGGUUUGCUUGCGCCACCGACAGCCCCACCAUGGAGUACAAAAUGAUAGGACCGGAGCACUGUGCCCAGGUGAUCGAGCACCUGCGUCACAACUUCUUCGCCGAUGAGCCACUGAACAAGGCCGCUGGCCUUUGCCAAAAUGGCAGCAGUUGCGCCGCUCUGGAAGAUCACUGUGCGGAGGCCAUACAGGAUCGGAUGAGCGUGAUGGCUGUGGACGUAAAGGAUGCGGGUACCUACAAAAUAGCCGGCGUGGUCCUGAAUGGCAUCUUGAAACCGAACGACACGGCCAAAGCGCUGGAGAAACUUGACUCAUCGGGCGAUGCACAUUUCCGCAAGAUCUUCGAAAUGCUGCACAAGCACAAUCUCAAACACAAUCUCUUCGAGCACUUCGAUGUGCAGUCGAUGUUCGAUGUACGCAUACUAUCGGUAGACUCUUCCUAUCGUGGCCAGGGCAUUGCCAAUGAGCUGGUGAAGCGAUCUGUGGCUGUAGCCAGAAAGAACGGAUUCCGCCUGAUGAAAGCCGAUGCCACUGGCAUCUUUUCCCAGAAGAUAUUCCGCUCCAACGGGUUCGAGGUCUUCUCGGAGCAACCUUACUGCAAAUACACGGAUGAGAACGGUAAGGUGAUCUUGCCCGUUGAGGCGCCGCACAUCAAGAUGCAGCUGCUUUACAAGGCGAUCUGUGGCGAUGACCAGGAUGAUAAAGUCCCGAAUCAUUAAGGAGAUGACUCGCUGUCGCGGAAUUGGAACAAUAAUCUUUUUAUUGGAAUGUAUUCGUCAAACAAAUAUAGAAAUUAGUUCGGGUCGGCAAA